CUACCGGACGAUACUCGUGCCGUGACGUCACCGACACCCUUUCCGAGGGUCGGAUUAAAGAUGGCGCCCUCUCAUGCGGUAAGAUGCUGUCAACGGGGUUUAUCCUGGAUACCUGUGAUUUUUAUCAACCUGGUCGUGUGCUGGUCCUACUACGCUUACGUGGUGGAGCUCUGUAUAUACACAAUCGCUAACACAGAGGAGCAAGUUAUUUAUCUGAUAGUGUUUCACGUCUUUUUCUUCAUGUUCAUAUGGUCUUACUGGAAGACCAUCAUUUCCAAGCCUGCCAGCCCCUCAAAAGAGUUCUGUCUCCCUAAAGCAGAUAAAGAGCUAUAUGAGAAAGAGGAGUUUCCAGAGGCCCAGCAGGAAAUCCUGAAGAGAGUGGCCAGAAAUUUGCCCAUAUAUACACGCACAGGAUCUGGGGCUAUCCGGUACUGUGACCGCUGUCAGUUGAUCAAGCCGGACAGAUGUCAUCACUGCUCCACCUGCGACACAUGCGUCCUGAAAAUGGAUCACCACUGUCCAUGGGUUAAUAACUGUGUUGGAUUCUCCAACUAUAAGUUCUUUGUGCUGUUCCUGGCAUACUCUAUGCUGUACUGCGUCUACAUCGCCGCCACAGUUUUGCAGUACUUUAUCAAGUUCUGGACACUUUGCAGACGGAGGGCUAUAGAGCAUUGUCCGGAGAAUCACCUGCCAGACACUCAUGCAAAGUUCCACGUGUUGUUCCUGUUCUUUGUGGCGGCCAUGUUCUUCAUCAGUAUCCUGUCACUCUUCAGCUACCACCUGUGGCUCGUGGGAAAAAACAGAACCACUAUAGAGGCAUUCAGGGCACCGGUGUUCAGAAAUGGCCCAGAUAAAAAUGGCUUCACUCUGGGCUUCCGCAAGAAUGUCACACAGGUGUUCGGAGACCAAAAGAAGUGUUGGUGCUUGCCCCUUUACAGCAGUUUGGGUGACGGCUGCACAUUCCCUAUCCGCCUAGUCAACACUGACUCAGAGCAAGGCAAUGUGGAACACCAGGGCAUUAAAUGCACUGUUGAUGGACAGACAAACCCCAGACCUCUGAGUGAGUCACAGAAUCAUCUCCUAGGCAACAAUAUGCACUCUGAGGAGCAGAAAGACGGCAGCCCGGCGAACAUCGAGGUAUGUCAGCCUGUUUCAAUUACCAUGGAGAAUGAGUCAUAAUCAGGACUUUGGAAUGGCUCCAGGAUAUUUUCCUCUCUGAAGAGUACUGUUGUCAUAAGACCUCAUGUGAAAGAGCGCACAGUCCUCAGAUAUCAUGCCUUAAGGUUAGCAGCAUUCUCUCGUAUAGAAACGACCUGCAGCGCGUCGCUGUAUCUCCCUGCACUCAUAUCCACAGACUCCCAAGCUCUUCACACCAAACAUCCACUCAACUCAAUAGCUCUUUCACUGGGUUUUAUGAUGUUGUGACUAAAACACUUUCUUUUCUCCAAACUUGCACAUUUAUUUGACCAAAAUACCCUAAAAUGACCUUCAGGUUGCUCUGUCCAAUGUGUAAUGUAUUUAUACUGGUUUAUCUCUGGGACGACUUCAUUUUUGUAGACCAAAAAAGUCAGGCAGGUGUUGCUACCCAAGAUGCACUUUUGUCACCAAGGAUUUAAGUGGAAUGCUGACGUUUACGGAUAUGAAUAACCAUGAAAAGUGUAUUGCAGUAUUUGAUUAAAAUGUGAUGUUCAGUUAAGCUACAUUUCACUACACGGCAACUUCAGCCUCAGCUAGUUUCUCAAGUAUUUAGUUUAACAGAAAGUGCAAUGAGGUAUUUAAUUCUUUCACUCUAGAUCUUUACAUUAAUGUACUCUAUUUGUGGAAAACUCUAUUUAGUAUUAAGUGAUGUCCAGCAACUUUGACACAUCUACCCAUUUAUUAACACUAUUUUUCCCCCCGCUGCAUUUAAAUGUUUUCACUUUUUCCAAACCGCAUGCCCCUCUUAGCAUUAUACUAUCAGCUUUGUGCCUUCAAAUGAGGGUUAAAUUUUGCAGCAGCAGAUGGUGAAUAGUGACCGUAAAGCACACUUAAGAUUUCCAGGUUGUGUAGCACAUGCAGCUCAGUUGUUUAUUACAUAAGGAACUCAGGCCAAGAUGUUACUUUUGCCACCUUCAGUUUAAGUUUGAAGACCGCUGAAGUUUUUAUUUCACAUGUUGAUGUAUAGUUUUGUUUCUGGUGUACAGUGAGGUCUGUUUACAGCUGCAUUGGAGGACUCUGACCUCAUAAGGAAGCUCUUGUGUGACUGAAAUACAUGCAUUUCUCUGCAUGAACAAGAUAUGAGUGUUAAUAUGUUCAAGACUCAUCAUUACAGAGUCGAUGCUCAUGGAAGUCACUGAAUCAUGUUUUGUUUUCGUUUUUUUAGUUUUAUAGAAUUUUCUAUUUCUGUUAUUGCAUGUUAAUGUGAAAAGUAUUGAAAAGCAAUGAAGGGCUGAUGAUUUCCUGCUUUAAUCGUGACCUCUCUAUAGCUGAACCUGAGCUGACCUAAUUAUAGCACCAUCAUACUGAAAUCUACCAUGUGUGUAAAAAUAAUUCCUGAUAGGCUGCUGCAUCUGCUGGAAGUCACAUGCUAUUUGUCUGAGGUCACGAUUGUCUUUAUGAACAUUUCUACAAGCAAGGACAGUGAUUAUGCCAAAUAUAAUCAUUUUAAUAUCAA
Messenger RNA from Carassius carassius (crucian carp), 2653 nucleotides. RefSeq names its product palmitoyltransferase ZDHHC20-A. Gene Ontology annotation, biological process: protein targeting to membrane; synaptic vesicle maturation; peptidyl-L-cysteine S-palmitoylation. The coding region runs from base 61 to 1179 and encodes 372 amino acids. Gene Ontology annotation, molecular function: protein-cysteine S-palmitoyltransferase activity. Gene Ontology annotation, cellular component: Golgi apparatus; endoplasmic reticulum. The record is from RefSeq and is a predicted model, not a curated record. NCBI's taxonomy places the organism in Eukaryota, Metazoa, Chordata, Actinopteri, Cypriniformes, Cyprinidae. The transcript is spliced from 14 exons.